AUGAGCUUCCGAAAUAGCCGAAGUCGUCUGGCCACUUGGUGCCCUCCUACAACAGGCCGGCCACAAACUCAAAUCGACCACAUUGCCAUCAGUUACCGAUGGCGCGGGUCCAUAACUGACUGCCGGUCGUUUUGGAACACAUUUGUGGACUCUGACCACGCGCUCGUCCGGAGUCGCUUCUCCCUACGUUUCCCGGGGCCACGUAAGGUGCGGACAAAUCGCAUGGCAACUAGAAGGCUGGCAGAUCCGGACGUCAGACAAACUUACAAGAAUCGUCUUCUGGAGUCUCUUCCAAGUGCUCCACCAUCAAAUGUGAACUCAUACUGGGACGAGAUUGCCACCUCUUUGCUUAGGGCUGGGAAUUUUGCCUGGAAAACACCCGGAUAUACGUACACAUCACCACUGAAAGGAAGAAGGCCUUCACUGCAGAAAACACCAACUGAACUGUUACACACUAUUGAACAGGAAAGCAAGACCCAUAUGCAUCUUGUUUAUAAAAACUGA
Opisthorchis viverrini is the source of this 504-nucleotide messenger RNA. RefSeq lists its product as hypothetical. Lineage: Eukaryota; Metazoa; Platyhelminthes; Trematoda; Opisthorchiida; Opisthorchiidae. The record is from RefSeq and is a predicted model, not a curated record. The transcript is spliced from 2 exons. Bases 1 to 504 code for a protein of 167 amino acids.